This is a messenger RNA of Ceutorhynchus assimilis (cabbage seed weevil), 7719 nucleotides long. The record is from the annotation of a GenBank genome assembly. Lineage: Eukaryota; Metazoa; Arthropoda; Insecta; Coleoptera; Curculionidae.
CAAAAUCAACCGUUGAUUGGGAAGGUGCGCUGCGACUUUACCUAACCUUCCGAUACCGAUUUGAUGUGGAUGCCGCCGCGAAGCGAAUGAAUUCACGGCAAAGGUAGAAUAACGCAAUGUUUUGGUUGAUAACCGUCAAAUUCGAUUGAUAAGGAAGUCGGUUGUGUGUGAAUCGGCGGGAAACGCGAGUGUAUUCAAUAGUGUUUUUGGAAAAAACGACCCUUUUCAUUCAGAAAGGUGUAAAGUUGAAUAACAACAAUAAAAUACAGUUUUCCACCAUUGGGUUUUUAUCAGAAGCUCCGUUUGAAAAAAUAUCCUGGGCUACAAAUUUGGCAUGAGGUGGAAAAAGACGGCACCAUGGACUAUUCUGAUUUGUGCCACGUGUUUUGCCUCUGCACAAGAUGCCAAUCAAUACAAGGAUCCUUAUAACAGAUAUAACCCUUCAAGGGACCCUAAUGAUGCACCGUAUGGCAACCUACCACCGCCUAAUUCCUUGGAUCCUACCGACUCCUAUAAUAGAGAUAGGAGCCAAUUUGGUCAAGAUGCUUACAAUAAGGACAGAGAUAGAAGCAAUCAGUUUGGUCCUGAUCCCUACGACAACCAAAAUGGUGCCUACGAUUACACUCCCUAUAGAAACCCAUUAGUUUAUGGCGGUGAAAAAAUCGAACAUGCUGCCAUCAUCAAAGAAGCCACUUACUUUGUGGUAGCCUCAAAAAUGGUCAGACCAGGUCAAUUAUACAGAGUCUCUGUAACAGUUUUGAAAGAAAAACAACCUCUCAUAGUUAGAGCGUCGAUAUCGCGCAAUGGCGUUGAAAUGUCAACGGAUCAUAAGGACGUUAAAGAGGGUAUUCCUGAAACACUUUUGAUGCAAGUGCCUACUACUAGUGCCUCUGGAGAAUACAAACUUCGUGUAGAAGGAUUGUAUGAAGAUAUUUUAGGGGGCGUAGCGUUUUCUAACGAGACAAAAUUGACGUUUUCUCAAAGAUCCAUGACGAUUUUUAUACAGUUGGACAAGCCUGUGUAUAUGCAAGGAGAAACAGUUCGUUUUAGAACUAUCCCUAUCAACACUGAACUGAAAGCUUUCAAUGAUGCCAUAGAUGUUUAUAUGUUGGAUCCUAAUGGCCGAAUUUUGAAAAGGUGGCUCUCACGACAGUCGAAUCUCGGCACUGUUAGUUUGGAUUACCAACUCUCCGAUCAACCAGCUUUUGGAGAAUGGAAAAUCAGAGUAAUUGCUCAAGGGCAACGCGAAGAAUCUACUUUCAUGGUCGAAGAAUAUUACCAAACUAGAUUUGAAGUAAACGUUACCAUGCCAGCAUUUUUCCUAAACACUGAACCUUUUAUUACUGGUAUAGUAAUGGCGAAUUACACUAGUGGCGCUCCAGUACGCGGAAACCUAACUCUCAAAGCUUCGGUUAGACAUAUUAAGCCUAUUGAUGUUAAUAGAAUGCUGAAAAAGAACAGACCGAGACCUAUUGAGAGCAAUUUGUACAAUCCGUAUGGGCCAAAUGAUUUUUGGAAACCUGACGAUUAUCAUAGGAGGUUUGGUGAAGAUUCUUAUAAUAGGCAGAACUUUCCUUACGAUGGUAAUCUCAACAGGCAAAGACAGUUUGAUAAUUAUUAUGACAACUAUGAUCAAUACAAUAAGCCGGUCAUAGAAAAGUACUACAAUUUUCUUGAAGAGUUUCCGGCGUGGAUGCCGCAGAACCAGUACUGGGAAUCGGUACCGAGUUUAAAAUUUUUCUAUGGUACUUACAACUUCAAAUUCCCUAUUGGAGAUUUGCUGGAAUUCACGCCCAAUUUGGAUGGGAUGGAAAUUGUAAUCACUGCCACAGUUGGUGAUAGAUAUUUGGACGAAGUCAUUGAAGGUUAUUCCAUUGCAAGAAUAUUCAAUUCAUCGGUCAAAUUAAAAUUCUUGGGCGAAUCUCCUCAAGUCUUCAAGCCUGGCAUGCCCUUAACCACUUACCUAGUAGCCUCGUUUUAUGACGGUUCCCCUCUCUCCGAAGAAAGCUUGGCAAAUAGUUUUAUGGAGGUAACAGCUUUUGUUGAAAAGCGCGGCGGUGGUAGAAUGGACUUACCUCCCAAAAAACUAUGGAUGAUGAGUGAGCAGCCGGGUAUUUGGGAGUAUAAGGUGGAUUUGAAAAGAGAGUUAGGCAUUUUCGGCCCAAGGGCCUUCGAAGAAUUAAGCCAACUGAGUACCUUGAGAAUACAAGCUACUUUUAGGGAUGAGUAUAUGAAUCAACAUGCUACAACUGAGUUGCUACUAUUAGCUCAUUAUAGUAACAACGAUCAGCAUAUUAAAGUGACUACCAGCACUUUAGCACCGAGAGUAGGGGAAUUUAUGAUUUUCCAUAUCAGAUCCAACUACUACAUUGACAAAUUCAACUAUAUUAUCAUAGCCAAAGGCAUAGUACUAGUGACAGGCGAUCAAGACAUGAACGAUUUUGUUAGUACCAUGUCCAUAGCUCUUAGUGCCGAAAUGGCACCAGUAACUACCAUAGUCGUAUGGCAUUUGGGACGUUAUGGAGACUUGGCAGUGGACAGUUUAACUUUUCCAGUGAACGGUAUCAGUCGGAAUAAAUUCAAAGUUAUGAUAAAUAAUAAAAAAGCAAGAACAGGACACAAAGUGGAAGUAGUGAUUUAUGGAGAACCUGGAUCUUAUGUGGGUCUCUCUGGAAUCGACCGGUCGUUCUACACAAUGCAGGCUGGUAACGAAUUGACUUAUGCUAAAGUUAUUACUAAAAUGAUGACGUUCGAUGAACAUAUUAAUGGUACUUUAAAACACGAUUGGAUGUCACACGAAGGUUAUCCAGAUGAAUUAAUAUAUUUCCCAUCUAGUACUUAUGGAAUAGACGCCAAUCGCACCUUUGAGUAUGCUGGAUUGGUUGUUUUUAGUGAUUUUGAACUAACUAGGCGACCCAGCUAUUGCAAUAUAUCUCAAGGUCUUGGUGAAUGCCUCAAUGGUAGAUGUUACAGAUUGAGUAAAAGAUGCGACUAUUAUAGAGACUGUGAAGACGGCACCGAUGAAGCAGGAUGUAAUUACGAAAACAGUACCGAGCUAGCACUAUUUAGAAAAUUCCGAUUCAACAGAGUGCAACGCCAAUACGAAAAUGUAUGGGUUUGGAAGGACGUCAAUAUUGGACCACACGGCAGAUAUAUUUUCAAUGUAGAUGUUCCAGCAAGGCCAGCUCAUUGGAUGGUAUCUGCCUUCUCUAUGAGUCCGACACUAGGAUUUGGAAUGCUGAAUAAAGCCAUAGAUUAUGUGGGGGUUUUGCCUUUCUUUAUUAAUGUGGAAAUGCCUACAAUUUGUAUGCAAGGUGAACAGGUUGGUAUCAGAGUCACAGUCUUCAACUACAUGGAAGACAAUAUGGAAGCCACAGUCAUACUGAAAGGAUCUCCAGAUUACAAGUUUGUUCACGUAGAAGAGAAUGGAUUUGUCACUGCCUACAAUCCUAGAACUUCUUUUGGAGAACACCAGUUCUUUAUCUUCAUAAAAGCUCAAGAUGCUGCACAAGUAUACGUUCCCAUUGUGCCCACUCGUCUAGGCGACAUUUACGUGACUGUUUAUGCUGCUACCCUUAUUGGCAAGGAUGAAGUAACCAGGAAACUUCGUGUCGAAGCUGAUGGGUUACCACAAUACAGACAUCAAUCUGUAUUAUUGGAUUUGAGUAAUAGGGCUUAUACGUUCCAGUAUAUGCACGUGAAUAUUACCGAAACUCCGAUUAUUCCUUAUGAAUAUGAUAGAUACUACGUGUAUGGUUCCAAUAAGGCUAGUAUAUCAAUAGUAGGCGACGUGGUCGGUCCAAUUUUCCCCACAAUGCCUGUGAACGCCACAUCUCUCCUAUACCUGCCGAUGGAUUCGGCCGAACAAAACAUGUUUUCCUUCGCAGUCAACAUGUACACCCUACUAUACAUGAGAUACACUCAGCAAAAAAACAAAACUCUACAAAAACAGGCUUUUCAUUAUUUAAACGUCGGCUAUCAGAGGCAGUUGAGUUUCAUGCAACCCGAUGGCAGUUUUUCCACAUUUAGAAGCGACUGGAACAAUUCCGCGUCUUCGGUUUGGUUGACCGCGUACUGUGCAAGGAUUUUACAGGAAGCCAGUUUUUACGAAUGGGAAAAUUACAUUUAUAUCGAUCCAGAUGUUAUAGCUAAGUCGGUUGAGUGGGUUUUGAAACAUCAAACCGAGGAAGGGUCGUUUUAUGAAACAACUUGGAUGCCCGACAGGAAAUAUAAUUCUUCACUUAACUUUGAUCACAACAAUAUCGCUCAAAGGAAUAUUACUUUGACUGCGCAUGUACUUAUUACUUUGGAGAGUGUUAAGGAUUUAACAAGUGGUCUAAGCUCUAGAGUGGCCAUAGCUGCAAAAAAAGCAAUUUCCUGGCUUGAAAAGAAUAUGGAUCUGGUUGAGGAUAAAGGACAAGCUUUCGACACGGCCAUUGUGGCAUACGCGCUUAUGAAAAUUAAAGCAGCCAAUGCGGAAAGGGCCUUUUUGGCUCUAUCGAGAAAGGCUGUUCUGGAAGGAGGUUUAGUCUACUUCGCCCGGAAAAGUAUACCUCAGCCGCCCUUUAAAGUGGAAAAUCAGAAACCAUUCUUAUUGCCCAGAUUACCUUACGAAUAUGACAGCGAAAAUAUUGAAGCUACAGCCUACGCUUUGAUGGUGUAUGUUGAGAGGCAGGAGUUGUAUGUCGAUAACAUUGUCAGAUGGCUUAAUACGCAACGCCUCUCUGACGGUGGUUGGGCUUCAACUUCCGAUACAGCUAACGCGAUGAAGGCUCUAAUCAAGUACACUUCCGCUCAAAGAAUCAGAGAUAUUUCGAGCCUCUCGGUGACGGUCGAAGCGACAUCUUUACCAGGAAAAAGUCAAGUGCUUUAUGUAAAUGACAAAAAUAGAGCCAAAUUGCAACACAUUGAAAUACCCAAUGCUUGGGGUACUGUAAAAGUUGACGCCAGAGGUACAGGAUAUGCCAUUCUUCAAAUGCACGUCCAAUACAAUGUCGACAUAGAAAAAUACCAAACACCGCCGCCUGUUAGAGCUUUCGAGUUGGUUACCAAACAAUAUUACUAUGGUAGAAAUCAGUCUCACAUCACCUACGUUAGCUGUCAAAGGUGGAUCCACACCAACGAAUCUCAAAGAUCCGGCUUAGCCAUCCUGGACGUUACAAUUCCUACAGGAUAUAUUGUGCAACAACAGGAUUUGGAUGCCUACAUAAUUUCUAGAAGAGUUAGAAAUUUGCAGAGGGCUCGGUUUCAGGAGAGAAAAGUGAUUUUCUAUUUUGAUUAUCUGGAUACAGAAGACACUUGUGUGAACUUCACUGUCGAGCGAUGGCAUCCUGUGGCAAACAUGUCUCGGUACUUGGCGGCCAGAGUUUACGAUUAUUAUGCACCGGAACGAUUCAACGAAACUCUCAUCGACGCCCUCUCCUCGUACGUACUCGACAUCUGCCAAGUAUGCGGCAGCUCACAAUGCCCCUACUGCUGGAUAUACAAUUCAGCCAGCCACUUGUCAAUACCGCUAUUCACAAUUUUAGCAACCAGCUUUGUAUUGCUAUUGAGGAACACAAGGGUAACGCAUUAUUUUGACGAGUUUGUGUAAGUUCAAGCGAGACUGAUGCAUUGUAGCUAUUUUGUAUAAAGACUUUUUUUUUAAUUGUAAAAAGAAAGGUGUGUCAGUGUUUAUAUGUGAUUCGAGACAUUUGAUGUCAGCGCAUUUUUGAUGAGCUUUUGUGGUGACGGUUUUAUUUGUGGUUUUUCAUGAGACUUGUUUCUUAUCAAUUAUUAAUAAAUAAUAAUUAACAAAGAACAGAAACAUGCCCACAGAAAGACCAAUACUUUAUGCCUAAAAAUCUAGAGAUUCAAAUACCACAUUUCUCCCUAUCUCAACAGGCUUUAGUGUAACUUUAAAAGUCAAAAUGUUGGUUCUUUCAAUACAAAAAACCAGGAUACAACAGAAAAGGAUUCCAAAAAUCAAAACAGUGCAUCAUGUGACAAUAUAUUGCACCAUCAAAAAAUCUUUCUUCAUAUUGUCGGCAAUAGUUGAAACAUAAACUUGCUAUUUUUGCCAUCACAUUUUGGACAGAUGCGAUUAUUGUUCUGAAUUUAAUCCCUUUGGAUGGCUUGCUUUAUUUCCUAUGCUUAUGGGGACCAACUGCCAUCAAUCACAAAAGUGACUUGCUCUCCAGGUUUGGACUGGAUUCUAGCUCUUGCUCUUUUAGGAAAGGGUUUCAGGAAAUUGCACUAUCAUUUUCUUAUCUUCCGUUCAAGUAUGUUUUUUUCAUAUCUGAGAUAAUAUGAGGAUUCUACCCCUUUGAAGGGCUAACAAUAAAAUUGACUGGCGAUUAGUUUGUUAGUAUUAGGUCUAGAUAAAAUGUGCUUUUUUGAAAUCUAGUAAAUAAAACCGUUGCCUAGCUCUUAGACCAUUGUCUUCCCCUUCAGCCAUAACAUCGAAGCUAACGCAGUCAAAAAUGUAUAGAAACCAUUUGUACAAUAUAAGCUUAAGUUUCUAAUUAGAAAGUACAAAGCGACGUAGUGCCUACAUUUGAUAUUACCCAUGACUCAGAUAAGGUGAUAUUAAGGUUUGCCUUUAUAAAACGAAUAAAAGUAAAAAGAUAAGCCAUAUCUCGAUAAUUGAAAUGUGUGACAUAGUCUGAAUUAUAUCGCUUAGUACCAGUAAUAGUGUAUUUUAUUUUUUAUAGUGAUUUAUAUUAGUGGUGUAGUUGAUUAUUUACAAUAUACAGGGUGUUUCCAACAGUAUACAAAAAGAAAGAGUUGUUUCAGUGAAGUAUUAUUGUAAUUUCAAUCAUCAUUUAUAUGUAGGUAUACACCCUGUAUAACAAUGAAAAUAUAAUUUAGUAAAGGACUGCUUGAACGGCUUAUUACCUAUUUGAUUGUAGGUAUGAAUAUAUAAAAUUAGAUCAAGUCGCUCACCUAAUAAUGUCAAAUAACCCAGAUACAUUUUCAAUCAUAAAUUAUUACUCUGUAUCUGGACUCUGGACUACUCUAAUAAGGUGUCCUUUAGUAAAUUAUUGUUCCAAAGGCAACAUUGGCCAUUUUAUCAUAGAGCAAAAUUUAUAAUGCUCAUUUAGUCUCUAAAAACCGUCCAUUGGUACCGACCCAGUCGGUGCCUCCUAUUCAACUUUGAUAAUUUAUAGAAAUUUAGACCAAAAUAUUUAUAAUAUAUUAUUUUAUUUUUGGAGGACUUUUAUUGACGAGAUUUGUUUAGAAAUACUAGAGAAGUAGAACUCAAUCUAGCCAAUAAAAGUCUUCAAAAAUUUUAAUUUAAGGUAGCUAGGUAUUUUGUUAAAUAAUGUAAUAAUUUUUUAUAUUUUCUAUUAUUUUUGAGUUUACAGUUUGAAAUUGAAACAAGCCAACUUAUGCAGUGGAUAUUUCUUUUUUGUGUGCGCCUUUUUGUGUUUUUUUUUUAUGUAUAUUUUUUUUAUUUUGUAAAAACCACAUUGCUUUAAAUUAGUAUUUAAAAAUUGCAUAGGUUUCAAAGUUUGUGUAGGCUACAACGACUGUAAGCGUUCAAAAAGUGAAAAUUGUCAUUAUUUUGUGUUUUGUCUCAUUUUUAUUGUACAUAAAUUUUGUCUUUUCUUCUACAUACUUACUUUUUGUGAUAAGUACAUGAGAUUUUAAGAAAAAUAAAAAAAUGUUUGUUUACAACCAUGUUGAUCUUGAAAAUAAAGAAUCUCAUUUUUUGAUAAAUUAUUGUUUUUGGAUUUU